Molecule: messenger RNA, 3467 nt
Organism: Menidia menidia (Atlantic silverside)
Lineage: Eukaryota; Metazoa; Chordata; Actinopteri; Atheriniformes; Atherinopsidae
Source: the annotation of a GenBank genome assembly
GUCAAUGAGCGUCAUUCCAAAAGGCGACAACUCCCACAAACUACCGAAUCAAACGCACCUGCAACAUUAAGGCGGCGGACAGGGCGUUCAACGCAUCAGCAGAGAGCCACAGCAACGCGGGACCAACUUAAAAAGGAUCCGUUUUCGGUCGUUAAAUCUCGGUCAGGUUUGACUGAACAGAAACCCUGGGUCCGGUGCGUGCCAGACCUCCAGUGGAGGAGAUGGACCAGCUAUCCAACCAGUCAGUGGGCAACGAUGACAUAACAGAUGAAACGGCCUCUCUGGUGGACAUCGGCUGGACCUCUGAGGAAGAUAGCUCUGAUACUCAGGGACAGUGUCUGGCAGCGCCUCAAGCUCCCAUACAGAACUACAAGCAGAGGCUAGAAGAGUUUAAGAAGCUAUUCAAGGAAGUGCCUGAAUCUGAGAGACUACUAGUGGAUUAUCCAUGUGCCCUUCAGCGAGACAUCCUCCUCCAGGGUCGCCUCUACCUCUCUGAGAACUGGGUGUGUUUCUACAGCAAUGUGUUUCGAGGCACAAAGAUCACUUUGAGUUUUAAAGAUAUUGCGACUAUGUCCAGAGAGAAAACGGCUCGACUCAUUCCAAAUGCAAUCCAGAUCUGCACAAGCACUGAAAAGUUCUUCUUCACUUCCUUCUCAGCAAGAGAGAAAAGCUAUCAGGGUGUUUUUCGCAUGUGGCAAAACACACUGAUGGACAAGUCUGUUGCGAAAGAAACUGCCAUAAACGGGAGAACCAAACGCAGCACGUUUCCCUCAGCUGUCGUAAUGAUGAUGAAACGAGAGCCAGACACCAUGGCAGCCCUCCCACGGGGGGGAGGGGAGGAGGGGGGAGUAGGCCUGUUGAUCUGGGAGACACACACCUGUGUACAAAAACACGAGAGUUCGUUGACCUAUGCAGGUGUGGCCACGAGGGCUGAACGGCAUCGACGAGCUAACCGCCAGCCAACCGCAGGGAGCUCUCCCUCCGCGCGCCGCCCGGUGACCAAACCGUCGGCGAGGUCGCACGAAAACGGACUUCCUGAAUGCGCGCAGAGCACAGGUUCCGUUUCACCGUUUGGCGGCGGCUCACAGCUGUGGGGGCUGGACCACUGGCAGCCUCUGACAAGCUUGGAGUUGUGGCAGAUGGUUAAACAGCAUUACGGGAAUGAUCUGGGCCUGAGCCAUGAAGAGAUGGAGAGCUUACAGGUACCAACAGAUUCAAGCAUCCAGGCCAGCCUGCCACAAAAGCCUGGUGGAGAUGAUGGCAACAGGAGGCUGGAACGCCCCCACAGUCUUCGCCUCCCCGGGAUGGAGCAGGGGCCAUUGGAGAGCUCCACACCUCAAGGGGAGGAACUUCCCUCCCCCAUCGUCUCCCAGAGCACUACCAACACGGAUGAUUCGCGCAACACGCCGUCUCAGCAGCGUAGUCCCGCUCAAACCCCUGACCGGCAGGCCGUAGAGAGGCAGUCCAAACGCUCCUCCAACUCUCUGGACCUCAACGCAAACGAGAACGUGUCUGAGCAAAGCGGCUCGGAAAGCGUCGAAGAAGUGGAAGAGAAAAUCAGCCAGCCCCAGGUGUCAGGCCGGCUGUAUCUCAACAAGGUUUUCCACAUGAGUGCAAGCAAAAUGUUUGAGCUGCUCUUCACCGACUCGGGCUUCGCUCAAAGGUUCAUGAACAUCCGCAAGAUAACAAAGGCAAACUUUUCUCCUUGGCAAAAGGAUCCCUCUGGUAACAUGAAGCGGACUCUGAGCUACGUUAUAACCAUCAGCAACCCUCUGAUUGGGAAGUCCUCGGCUGCUACCGAGUCGCAGAUGUUGCACAGAGACUCCAAAGAUGGCCAGUAUUACCUGGUUGACUCGGAGGUGUACACUCAUGAUGUUCCCUAUCACGACUACUUCUACACACACAACCGGUACUACAUCAUGAGCAACUCAAAGAGGAAGUGUCGACUAAGGGUGUACUCUGAUGUCAAGUACAGGAAGCAGCCGUGGGCCUUCGUCAAGUCCUUCAUUACCAAAAACUCCUGGAGCGGCAUUGAAGAUUAUUUCAGACAGCUGGAAUCAGAAUUGCUGGAGGAGGAGGCCGAGCUCAACCAGGCUGGAGGAGAGCUGGGGAAGAUGGCUGGGCUGCGGAGGAGGCGGCGAACGUACAGCCGCACGGUGUCGGAUAAGCCCAGCAUCCAGUACGGCCCGGAUCCUGCUAAACAUGGAGAAGGCCACACGGGCCCCGCUGAUAUGACGGGCUCCAACGGAUGGAGCACCACGACGAUAAUAGCUGGCAUGAGUGUGAUUUUGCUGAUCCUGACGGUUCUGAAUUUGGGAUUGUUUUUUAAACUGUGGGCCAUGGAGGAUGUGGCUCACCGCAUGUACCUGACCACAAAGCACCGGCUGAGGGAGAGGAGCGAGGCAAGCUUAGCAAGUGAAUAUGGUCCCAAGCGGGCACCAGCGUUCGGGACAAAUGAGGACAUGCACCUGUUGAAAGCUGUUCUGCAGGACUCCAUUAACCUUUUAGAGCAGCUUCGCAGCUCUCUGGUGGUGCUCCAGCAGAACUUUGCUUCAGCCAAUCGAACAGCAGUACCACACUGAUGUGUCCACUGAGAGGCCUGUGUGGGCCUCUCCCCGGCCCCGUGGAGGGACAACUCCUCUGAGGAAUUCCCGGGUAUCCACAGGAUGUUGCCACGCAGGCAUUCCCAAACGUGCCAUAUGUAGCCACGGACACACAUCAGGUGCACAUCAGGAUGUUUUUCAAGCUGUGUACUGACUCCUGGGAGAAUGAGUACGUCAGGUGCAGGUGGAGCAACAGUUUUUAAAACGCUGUUGGUGACAUAUCUUCUCAUAAAAACAUUUUAAUGCAUUGUGCGACAUACAAUAAAGAACUGUAAAUACUCAAGUUUGGAAGCUAAAAAUAUUUAAAGUAAUAUUUUUUAUUAUUAUUUUAAUUAUUGCACAAGUCUUUCAAAUGAGACUGUUUUUUUUAUGCCAAUAAAAACUGCUCAAACAGAUUCAAACUGGGAAAAUAUGCUUCAUCACUAUUUUAUGAUUUUUACACAAACUUCGGGACACAAAUGCUGCUAAAGGUGUCUUUGUCAGAAACCUUGUUUGAUUUCUAUUUCUGUGCUAACAUUUUGCUCAGCUGUGACAUGUCUGAUUCACAUCAGUGGUGUAAAAUUUAGGGUACUUUAACGUUUGUCGGAGGUGAAGGGUGGCUGGGAACUGUCCUUGUACUGUAAAGUCAACACUAGAUGCUGGUUUCAUUUGAUUUUCAAGUUUAACCGGACUUAAGUCUUUUUUUCUUUUUUUUCUUCGUAAUGCACACCCAUGAAGGGUCUGGUUUCAUGUUUACACAGAGCUGCAAUGCAUGAUGUUAGACUAUGCACAUCUUUCAUCCUGUACAAACAUAAUUUGACCCCCUUUUUGUUUUUUGAUGGCCUUGAUCUGAAGCAUUUUUAAUAAACUUUUUCUCACUUGAUA